AUGGCAUUACGUCGUCUCUCACUUGUAUUCCCGGGACAAGGUAGCCAAUGCGUAGGCAUGGGGAAGGACUUGCUUGUAAACUGGCCGCGUCUUGUCAGUAAUGUCCUCGAGGAGGCCAGCGAGGUCACGGGACUUCAUUUGCGACGACUUAUAACGGAAGGGCCAGCUGAUGAGCUUAUACUGACACACAUUACUCAACCAGCUCUGCUGUCAAUGUCCGUGGCGGUGCUGCGAGUAUUACACAAUGAAAUGGAGCUACCACCUGUGCACUUUGCUUUGGGUCAUUCACUGGGUGAGUACUCGGCGUUAGUGGCGGCGGAGGCUAUGGAAUUUGCCGAUGCAGUACGUCUCGUGCAUGUCCGCGGUUUAGCCAUGCAACGUGCUGUUGCUCCUGGCGUAGGGGCCAUGGCUGCUUUGAUGACCGUCCAACCCAAAGACGCUGAAUUAUUGUGUCAAGAGGCUGCAAGUAGUACUGGAAGCGUUUGUCAAGUGGCCAACUACAAUUCGAGCAAGCAGACGGUGAUCAGUGGCGAUGCACGGGCUGUCAAUGUCGCUAUCAGUCAAGCAAUAGCUACCAAGAAAGCACGACGAGCAAAAUUGCUGAACGUAAGUGCUCCUUUCCACUGUGUACUCAUGGAACCAGCAAAACGGGAGCUACAUGAGCAUCUACAGCAACUACUACACGACAACAAGCUGCACGAGCCCAAGGUACCAGUGGUAUGGAACGUCGAGGCAAUGGCAAGUACAAAGACAAUCAACGAGAUCGCACAAGUGCUAGAAGAGCAGGUCGUACACGCUGUUCGCUGGAGUGACAGCAUUGACUAUUGCAUGGACAAAGGAGUAGAUCACUUCUUGGAAGUGGGUGUAGGUGGUGUGUUGAGCGGUCUUAUCCGACAGCAAAUUGGCAAGAGUGACGCACUGUGCACGACUUGUGGCACGACGAACGAGAUCAAGUCGUUGGUGAAAAAGUACCAGCAUCAGUGA
Messenger RNA from Peronospora belbahrii, 984 nucleotides. The record is from the annotation of a GenBank genome assembly. Lineage: Eukaryota; Oomycota; Peronosporomycetes; Peronosporales; Peronosporaceae.